GGGGCUGGACGGGGCUGGGGUUCGAGGCGAGGGGGUAGCCAAUAUCAUCCUCAGCGCCAAGCGGAAUGGUUGGCCUUGCUUGGCCUGCGCUUGCUUGGGCCUCGCCUUUCUUGCCUGCCUUUUCUGCGCUUAGCCGAGCUCGAUUCUUGUCAGGGAUCAUGCCCCGGCUCGGAAUCUAGUGGCUCGCGACUGCGAUUUGUCGACGACCCAUUCUUCGCUUCUUCGGCUCUCUCGCUCGCCUCGAACGAAAGGUGCUCGGAACGGACAGAGCGAGGGAGGUAGAGGCAUCGAGAGAUCGAGAGACUGAGAGAUUGAGAGUAACGGGAUUGAAUUGAGUUUUUGUGCUGAGAGAGGGAGGGAGGGACGGGAGGAUGGCCCAUGCGGCGAUCUGUGGGUUGGGCGCUGCGGUGGCAGCGGCUCCUGCAGGUUCGAAUUUGGGAGCGAGGAAGGCGGUGACGGCGAGCAAUGGGGGCCAGAGCUUGGUGCCCGUCGUGGGGUUGGUGAAUCGGGUCCCGGAUUUUCACGUGAAGGCGAUGCGAUGGCAGCAGAGGCGGAAUUGUGUAUCGGGGGUGAGUGGCAGGCAACGCCGAUGGCAGGCACCCGUCGCCGCGCUCAAGGCAUUGACUGUUAACGAGGCUGAUUUCGAAGAGGAGGUUCUCAAAUCCAACAUUCCCGUGCUCGUUGAAUACUGGGCUACCUGGUGUGGACCUUGCAGGCUCAUGAGUAUGGUCAUGGACUGGGCUGCUCAGGAAUACGAAGGAAAGUUGAAAUGUGUGAAAAUCGAAACCGAUCCCAACGAGGCUUUGAAGGAGAAGUACAAGGUUUAUGGCCUGCCGACAAUAAUGCUGUUUGUGAACGGACAAGAAGUUCCCGGCAGCCGAAGAGAAGGUGCACUGCCGAAAGACAAACUCAAAAGUCUAGUUGCGGAAAUUCUUCCUUCUCUUGCCAACACCAAUUGAACGGAUCGCAUCUAGUUCGAGAAUUUUUCUGUACCAUAUCAUUUACUGAGAACCCGAUGGGACUCAACUCGGUUUAAGGUUCACUCAUGCUUGUUGAGCAAUUCCCAGUUUUGUUCACUUUUUGUAAAGUAGCCUGGCGAGACUUAUAAAGGAAUGUAUGAAGGACAUCAUCCUACUUAGCCUCCUCAUGGACUAGCUUGUCAAGGUAGUCUUAGCACAUGAAUGCUUCUCUUCUCUUCUCUUCCUGCUUGUUUGAUCUACAUCUUGAGUUUACCCACUUUGAAAGCAGCUGUUUCAUCAGUGGCCCCACUCCUCGAAGUUGCUGAGAGGUGAGAUGUUUGAUUACAAAAGUGGGGAAAGCCACAUAGCCACCUCUUUCAUUCACCUCGAGUCUUGGCAUGCACUCCCAGACUCAAGUAACGUUCAUGGAAUGGGUGUGAGCUACCUUAACUUAACCAUGAGCCUCUAUUCCGUUUGAUCGGACAGCUCGCGGUGAGCCUCGCUUACAGGAGAAUCCUUCUACUUCCAUAACUUGCGUCCAGGAAAUGAAUGGUGUUCGGUUGUAGACUUCAAUUGCUCUCCUGCAUUCCGCCCCUGCCCUGAAUAAAGCGAUGCACAGCUUCGAAUCCUGAAUUCAGCCUCCUCUGAGGGCCUUGCACAUUCCAGAUAUCAAG
Messenger RNA from Marchantia polymorpha subsp. ruderalis, 1633 nucleotides. The record is from the annotation of a GenBank genome assembly. NCBI's taxonomy places the organism in Eukaryota, Viridiplantae, Streptophyta, Marchantiopsida, Marchantiales, Marchantiaceae.